UCUCUCUCUACUCCACACAGACACGCAUUCUGUCAGCAGAAAAUCCAGCUGUAGCUCAAAGUAUUCGCUUCUCUUGGAUUGCUCAAGAUUAAUUGCCUUCAUGUUUAUUAUUUCUUUUUUUACCUCAUAAUGCUUAAGGAGAUCUGCUGUGAAGACGCGUGAGAAAGUAUGUGAAGUGAUGAAGAAGAGCAGAGGAAGUUCUUCCAUGGAGAUGAAGCACCUGCCUAUGACUUAUUUGAACCUAGGCAUUCAGACUAUGCCUAUAACUGUGAUUACAUCAUCAUCAGGUUUUUAAAUCUGAAGUCAAUGUUUUUAAUUGUCCAGCGUGAGUAAACUUGAAUCCAGUAUUCUGGAGAUAUGUCAAAUGGAGUGACAGGAUAUGCAGCACACAUGGGCUCUGAGUAAACUCCUUGGAGAUAUUAUGAGUUAGACAAGUGUGUGCUAUGCUUAAUACAAAUGCUAAAUUACUCUCUGCUGGGAGGCAAACAGUCUGUGGGAUUUAAACAAGUUGUUAUGUAGACAUGACCACUGUGUCAGCAGAGUCAAUGGUGGUGAUGGUCGAUAAAGUGCCAAAUGGAACUGAGAUUCCAGUGGCAUCAUCUGCUGAAGAUGUGGCUGCAACCUUCACUAUUGGUACCAUCCUGUCCCUCAUGUGCCUUGUUGGAGUGUCAGGAAACAUCUACACCCUGGUGGUUAUGUGCCAUUCAAUGCGCUCUGCUGCCUCCAUGUAUAUAUACAUUGUUAACUUGGCAAUGGCUGAUCUCCUCUACCUGCUCACUAUUCCCUUUGUAGUGUGCACUCACUUUUUAAAGGGUUGGUAUUUUGGUGAUGUUGGAUGCCGGGCUCUCAUCAGUAUGGACUUCCUCACCAUGCAUGCGAGCAUUUUCACCCUGACUGUCAUGAGUACAGAGCGCUAUUUUGCUGUUCUUAAGCCUCUGGAUACAGUCAAACGCUCCAAAAGCUACCGUAAGGCCAUUGCUAUUCUGGUGUGGACAGCUUCGCUGAUUCUAACACUUCCCAUGAUCAUUGAUGUAGAGCUAAGGACAGAAAAUUCCAAGUCAAUGUGUCAGACCACACUAAGUCCUCUUUCUUACAAGAUCUAUAUCACUUUCCUUUUCUGCACCAGCAUUGUGGCACCGGGUGUCAUAAUCGGCUACCUCUACAUCUGCCUGGCGCGUACUUACUGGAUCUCACAGACGGAGAACUUUAAGCAGACUCAGAAGCUGCCAAACCACAAAGUGCUAUAUCUUAUUUUUACAAUUGUGCUUCUCUUUUGGGCCUGUUUCCUUCCCUUCUGGAUCUGGCAGCUACUGGGCCACUUCAAGCCAGAAAUGGUUCCUUCGACCAAGGCCAGGCGUAACAUCAACUAUCUUACCACCUGCCUGACCUACAGCAACAGCUGCAUUAAUCCCUUCCUCUACACUCUUCUGACCAAGAACUACAAGGAGUAUCUUCGUAAGAGGCAAAGAACCGGGACGUCUGGGAGCUAUUUCAACAGAAGGAAUCGUUUCCAACGAUCUCCUCGCCGCUCCCUGUCAUCCAGCAGCCAGCAGUGUACAGAGAGUUUCGUGCUCACAAACAUACCACGUACCAACAACAGCAAUCUGUGAGCAAGAGAGGAAGAGCCAGGAGCAGGCUAAGGCGACAGGAAUCUCCGCACUCAAUUGGGAGGAAGCAAGGAAGAAGAAAAGGAGGAACAGAAGUUACUGCCUAAAACAAUGUUGUCCCCUAUUCCUUGCAUUUCACGAUAAAACCUAAUAGUCUGGUUUGACUACCAAAUUCCGGCUUUAAUAAAUAAUUUAUUUUCAUUUUCACUUUUUUUCUUUCCAAAGAAUUUUGCAUUUGUUGAUUCAGCAUUGUAUGACCACAAAUUAUAUUGCAGCUGACAUUCAAAGGACUAGAUUAAAAUAAAUGUAUUCUAUAUUGAACCCAAUCCCACUCCUGUGAAUUUGGCAAGGAAAAUUAAAGCCAGGAAAAUUUGUCCAGCACCUCACCCUCACAAAAAAGUAUCAAACUGAUGAAAGGUUCACUCUUUAAAGCAAGAGACAAUUACUGAGUCUUGAGCUAUAUCUAAAGAAGAUUGCAGCACUUUCUUCUUCCUCACGUUUCCCUGACACCCCGAUGCUGAGGCUGACAGCAGCUCAAUAUCUGUCCUGUGAACUGACCUGAGAUCAUUAUUCUUCUGCACACACUUUAGCUGAAACUCUUCCGAGAGGAUGUCAUGAUGAUUGCUUACUUUUGUAAAACUUUUUAAAUGGUCCAAUCAGGGUCCAGAUCAUGUUUCUGCAAUGACCUUUAGCCAGCUAUGAAUUAAAAACUUACUAGAAAGAAAGAUUUCUUAUCACAGCACAGCACAGCACAGCAAAAAAAGACUUCUUUUAAACAUAUUAAAUAGUGUAAAAACAUGUUCAUAGUUCAUUUUCUUGUGUUCAGUGUGUUGAGAUGUACGUUUAAAUAAAUGAGCAUGCACCCUUUGA
Messenger RNA from Tachysurus fulvidraco (yellow catfish), 2477 nucleotides. RefSeq names its product urotensin-2 receptor (gene uts2r1). The transcript is spliced from 3 exons. The coding region runs from base 522 to 1610 and encodes 362 amino acids. Gene Ontology annotation, biological process: regulation of blood pressure; neuropeptide signaling pathway; blood vessel diameter maintenance. Gene Ontology annotation, molecular function: urotensin II receptor activity. Gene Ontology annotation, cellular component: membrane. Lineage: Eukaryota; Metazoa; Chordata; Actinopteri; Siluriformes; Bagridae. The record is from RefSeq and is a predicted model, not a curated record.